AUGGAAGAAUCGAUCACAAACGUCGAGAUUUCUUGGUGUCUGCACACUUUACCCUCCGAGACUGAUUGUCUCUCAUUGGAUUUAUUGGUUCCUGCAAAAGGAGGGGAUAGGCGCAACACCAUCGAUGUUAAGCUUCCCAGGUUCAACUUGUGCAACUUGCAGACGCAGGGAGGAGAAUCUCAAUGGCUUCGGUGUCUACAUGACGUGGUCACUGACCAUACUAGCCCCGUUCUUGUGAAGCUUAUCCUAUCCACAUCACAUGGCUUCGUUCGCCAGUCAGACUUCCUCAAGAGGCGACUGGUUGACUGUCACCGUGUGGGCAGGGUAGAGUCCUUCCUGGUCCCUGCACAGGAGGUCCACCCGGUGCCUGAGAACUACAAGGACAUUACUUCCCUAGCUUCUCUAGCAAUGGGUGCAGUGGUGGUUCCUUGCGCUCCCACGCAGUCCAUCCAAGCAAUCUCUCAACAGAUCGAUGAAGAACUAGCCAAGCGUCUUUCCUUCCCGUGGAGAAGCCCCGUUCCGAUUCCCAGGAAACGCCUCGCGCUCGUGGGAAGUCGGAAACUCUCCGCUCUCGAAGGCUAUACCAGCGCCGCAGCAUCGUUGAACAUCAGCAUUGUCGUCCUUGAUUUCGCUGGAAACUGGAUCGAGAGCCCCAAAUGGUCGCAUCUCCGAGAGGAUUUUAUACCAUUUGACAUGACGGCCGACCAAGGGCUGCCCCGGCGCAUUGUCGACGCGAUCCAGGCCUACCCCAAGCCCAUCGACGGCAUCAUGACCAUCGAGGAACAUCUCCUCAGUGUGCUUCCCACAGCGGCUGUCAUGCUGGGUCUCCAUACAUCUCCGCCCGACUCGUGCGUGCUGGCCCAGAACAAAUACCGCACCCGGAUGCUGGACCAAGGCAAUCUCAUGUGUCAUAGCCUGAAGAGCCCAUCAGACCUGGAACAAAUAUUGAGCAUAGAUUCCCCACGGCUUGUGUACCCUCUCAUUGUGAAGCCAAGUCGCGGCUGGUCCUCGGAGGGAGUGUGGAAAGUCCAGAGCGAGGAUGAGCUGCGCGAAGCCACCAGCAGGCUGUGGAAAGACUCAUUCACAGCGUGGCAUGGACACGAAGUUGUGAUCGAACCGUAUAUCGAGGGACCUGAAAUCGAUGCCAACAUGGUUCUGCUUGAUGGCGAGAUUCUCUUCUUCGAGGUGAACGAUGACUUCCCCAGUCCCGGUGACUUGGAGGGCGCACCCAGCUUUGCCAAUUUCGUCGAGAGCUCCAACAUGAUCCCAUCCUGUCUGCCAGCAACCGAGCUGCAGAUCCUCGAGAGGUCUCUUUACAACUACGUGAGACUGGCAGGCUUUAGCACCGGAAUCUACCACAUCGAAGCUCGUCUGCGCCACUCCAGCUGCUAUUUCGCAGAGACCAAGGAUGGCCUGGUCGAUCUCGUGGCCAGGUCUGACCCGGUGUCCGACACUAGCGUCUUCCUCCUCGAAAUCAAUCCCCGACCUCCGGGCAUGCAGGAAAUUAAUGCCAGUGCCCGGGCUUACGGUGUUGACUACUACAGCCUUAGCGUUCUGAACGCGCUUGUGGACCCAGACCGGUUCCGCGCACUGUCGGUUCCAUUUACCGGUGGCGCGCAAUAUCACUCGCAGAUAAUCUUCAUCCCCGCCGAGGUCGGCGGUAUUUACACUGCGGGAGAUGUUUGCGGUGAGGCAUUGCGGCAGUGUCCUGAACUCAAGGACAACGUUUCCGAAAGUAUGUGUUUCCUGCAGAAUGGGCAGGAGAUUCCAGAUCCCAAGUCAGGGUCCAUGACCUGGGUGGCAUUCUUCAUUGUUUACUCUCGGGUCAGUCGGGAGGACUGUCUUCGUGUGGGGCAGAAGCUACGCAGGACAGUGACACGGUAUAUGGAGGAGUGGGCGGCUAGACAAGAUUCUUGA
Penicillium maclennaniae is the source of this 1917-nucleotide messenger RNA. RefSeq lists its product as uncharacterized. The transcript is spliced from 2 exons. Lineage: Eukaryota; Fungi; Ascomycota; Eurotiomycetes; Eurotiales; Aspergillaceae. Gene Ontology annotation, molecular function: metal ion binding; ATP binding. The record is from RefSeq and is a predicted model, not a curated record. Bases 1 to 1917 code for a protein of 638 amino acids.